GUUCCUAGAUCCUGAGGCAAUAAAAAAGUACCAUUUGUUGCUUGUAAAUGCCCUCUACAGGUGUUCGCAGUUCCUGGCUGGGGAGUCCAUGUCGUUUGAUGGUUAUCUAGCGAAGGCUUUUUGUCUGAGGACAUUGAGGGAGUGUUUGAAGUCGUCUUCAAUGGAUCGCUUCCCCAAUGAUUGCUCGCAAAAUCUGCUCUUCAAUUGACUCAGAGUGGGAGGGUAGAGCCCCGCUUCUGCUUGAUAUGCUAAGAGAAACUCUGGAGUCUGGUGUAUGUGGAUGCAAGGUUGGUGUCGUGAAAGCUGUAAAUCAUGUUCUUGAGUUUGUAUCAUAUUGCGCUGACAUAAUUUGUGCUGCCAAUGUAAAUGUCUGUAAAAGUGCUCUGAAAGUAUUAUAUGAACAAGGAGAUGAUUUCCUUCAGGUUUCACCUCCUUUUGCCUCGAUUCUGAUUCUUUAUGCCAGUGGAUUGUAUAUUAAGUCUAGCAAUAUUCAGGCUAGGCAAUAUGCUGAUAUUUUUCACAGUUCAAAUGAUGGCUCUUCAAUUAUAUUAUUGCUUGAUAAUGGAGAGAAUGUGCAAAAAUUGACUGAUUCUCUGGGUAACUUAGCAAGAUACUUUGACAUGAAGAAAAGGGAUUCAAGGGAUUUGUCAACUGUAGUUCCAGAGUCUACCAAGCAUGGAGCUUGUAAACACUUGCAUGGAAGUGUUUCCUUUAUAUCAUACUUAGACGCUUUGGAGUUUUUAUGCAAGCUAUUAUAUGAAUAUGUAAAUAUUGCUGCAAAGCACUUGGUUUCUGAAAGGAAAACUGUUCUCAGAUUGGCUAAUGCGAAUCAUGUCCUGGAUGCUUUACAUCAGUUCUGUGAUUUCAUUCUUUCUGCACUUGAAUGCACCAAAACAUUUGAAAGCUAUAGAGAAAGGUUACAUGAUAGCUAUGGAACAUUGCUUCAAGUAGCAGCUUCAGCUUUCAAAUUUUCCCUUCUGACUUUUGGAAACUACCAGAAGAGUCUGUGCUCUAUUAAUUGUAUCAUUUCAAGUGAAUGGAUCGAGCCUCAAGAGCUGAAGUUUCUGAUUGCAGUGCUCAGUAAUAUUGGUGCCUCACUGUAUGACAUGGGGCACUUUGAAGAGGCAGCAAUAGCAUUGCAGUUAUGUUGUAGAACAAUGUGGACACAUGUCAAGCUCCUUUGUCACUUAGGCAAAUCGAAUGGCACUGACAUUGAUGAAAAUUCUGAGGAUGGAAUGAGAGAUGUUAUCAAUAAUGCAUUCACAAGGACUGCUACAAUAGUAGAUAUUCUUCACAAAUGCAGUGCCAAAAAUUUUCAGGAAGUUGUUGUCGAGAGUCUGUAUGAAUUUUCUGCGGCAGAAGAUAGGUUUCAGAGUAUGGCUUUCUCUUUGGACUUGGUGAAGAUGUGGGUUAAGAUAGUAUGCAAAGAUUUUGAAGAUGUCGAUUCAGUGGAUAUGGCUCCUGUUCUCUAUUCCUUGCUAAUGAGCUAUUAUCCGAUGUGGUCAAAGAAGACAGUGGGAAUUUUAGCAAAAAAAAAGAAGACAGUGGGAAAGAUUCUUGAGCAGGAGCUUAUAGCAUAUGGAAUGAUGGAAGCUAGAUAUCCAAAGAUAUGCCAGAAAAUGCAACUAAAAGUUAUAAAUAUUCUCUUAAAUGAAGUAUAUACUACAAAAGAUUAUUAUAUUCAGAGAUCAAGGAUUGUUAGAAAGGGAAAAGUAAUUAGAGGUUGUGGAGUAGAAGGGCUCAGCCGCUGUAUUGAGUGCCUCUCUGAAGCUAUUUCCUUGCUUAAGGACAUCUCAGGUAAUCCUUCUCAGCGCAAUGCUUCAGUUUUGCAUCAGUUGGCUCUAUACUGCUUGCUUGCACAGUGUGCUCAGGAAGCUAACCAAGAUGGCAAGAUAAUCCUGGACAAUGUCCAAUAUGCAAUAAAGUUAUGGUCGAGCAUAGACAUCCAAAGUUGUUCUGCAGAUAGCCAUCUUGAAAGGGCAUCAGAAAAUGUGAUACCAAUAUUGUGUUCUGUAAUUGAUUUGUUGUCUUUGAAGGGUUGCUUGAAAUUUCAGAAUGACAUCCGUCAACUGAUGAUCACGUUAUGCAAGUGGGAAAACAUCCCAUUGGAAAAAUGCAUUGCUAUGCUAUGGAGUGGAAGAAGGCUUAAUCAUUCACUCUGCAGUUCUCCAAUAUCUGAGGAUUUUAUUUUGGAUAUGUCAAAAAACCCUGGUGUUAAUGCGGACUCCUUUGAUUAUUGGAUAAACUGUACAAAAAGUCAUCCACCAUCUCUAUGCAUGUUUCAACAGAAUUUGUCACUUACUAAUUCUGUUUUUCCUGAAGUAAGUGGAUGUACUGAAAGAUCCUUUGGUUCACAAAUUACUGUGGAUGAAGUUAAAAAGGUUGCAUCAUCUCUAACUGUGGAUGUUCCCUUGCCCGCUCAAUCAGCUUUUAUUGCUGGAUAUCUUUACUAUGAUUUGUCUGAAAGACUUUUCUCCAGUGGACGAAUUUCCGAGGCUCUUUCAUAUGCGAGAGAGGCCUUCCGCUUGCGCAAAAAGCUUUUGCAGAGAAAAUUCAUAUAUUCUGUUGAGAAGCAGUCUGCAAAAUCAAUUGGUUCAGCACGAGUAACUCAAUCUGGGCAUGACCAUAUUUGCCUUGAGGCAAUGGGAUCAGUUAUUACUGAAGUUUGGCCAGAUAUUUUCAAAUCAGGCAACUCAGGAGAUUUUAUUCUGACACCAUGGAGCAUUCUUGGAUGCUACCUUGAGAGCAUUUUGCAGGUUGGAAUAAUCCAUGAAUCAAUGGGUAAUGGGACAGAAGCCGAAAAUCUUUUCCAGAGGGGAAAAGGGAUAUCCUCUUUGCAAGGUUUACCCAUUCUUGAGAUUGCUUUUACAUCAUUACUAGGUCAAUUAUACCGUAGGAAACAACUCUGGGAUUUAGCAGAAACAGAGUUCAAUAAUGCCAGGACACUUCUUGCAAAAAAUGACAUGAUUAUUUCCUGCAAGCACUGCAAGUUAGCCUUUGAAGUUACAAUUGAUAUGCAGAUUGGAGAUUUAUUUAGAAACCUCUUUGAUAAAGGUUUGAAGAUAGAAUCAACAAAGAGCUUAUCAGAUGCUCUUGACUUGUAUAGAUCGGCUCUAAAGAAACUGAAUCGUGCUGAAUCAUGCAGUUAUCCUACAGAAGAUGCAAAGCAUGGAGAUGUGAAUGCUGAUAAAGUGCGGUUUCUGGCGAAGAAAGUGAGAUCACCUGUCUGCAGUAUCCGUGCUUCAUUAAAUCACAUUUCUGGCAUCCCUCAUGCUGGACAGAUGCCAUCAGAGGAUGACAGACUGUCUCUUCUGAAUGCUGUAGGUAAAAAGUCACUUUUAAACAUGAAACUGAGGAAAAGAUGUAAAAAUUCAUCAAAAUUUAUUGCAAAGGAACAAAAUUUGAAUGCUGAACUUAAACCAAGAAGAACUCGUUCUACUAACCGAGAUGCAAAUAUGGAAACUGAAGUGGAAAGCAAGUAUGACAGAUCUGACAGUUGUGAGUUUUGUCCUGAUACCGAGAGUCUUGGCAAAGUUGAAAAGAAACAGGAUGAAACUUCUUCAUCUGACUUUGGGUGCAGUGAACAAUGCAUAUGCAACAAAUUAACUUGUUCGAGAUGCCUUGUAACCAACGUGAUGCAAACUGGAUCCAUGAAAAAUAUUAUCCAUCUGAAGAGGGAAUGUCACCGUAGGCGUUUUGUAUUGGUGCUGCUCUUAAAGAUAGCAAGAUGUUUAGGGGCUCAUGAUGGGAAACAUGCAGAACAUGAAGUACAUGAUGCAUUAUUGCAAUAUAUAUCUGUAUUGUUCAGUAUAAAACCAUUCUGUCAGAGUUGUCAUGGAAUUCCUGACUGCCGCUUGAUUGAGCUUGUUGUCGAUGAGAAUUCAGGUUAUGCUUUUUCUAUUGAACGUGCAGCACUUUUAUACAACAUGAGCUGGCUUUUACUAAAGGACUGCCUCACAGAGCAUCCCAGGACCAUGUGUUGCAGUCUUUCCAAAAUGCAGAUGUCGAAUAUUGUUUCAUGGUUGUUGAGAGCCUUCAUACUCUGUCGUCAGCUCCCCUUACUUUCUCAAAAGGUCUCCAGGCUCCUUUCUUCUAUAUUCUUACUUUCCACAUUAGAUGGCUCCAUUACAUUACCUUUGCAUUCUGAAAAAUCUCUCUCUCUAAAUCAUUGGGCUGCAUAUUUUCAUCAAGCUUCCAUUGGUACUUAUAUGCAUUGUCAAUACCUUUCUUGUGUUAGAGAUGUGGCCUGCAACAACAAUAAGACUUCAGAGGGUCUCCCUUCUGCUAACAUUAUGGAUGCAGAUACCAAGGCUUCCAUGUUCUUCAGAUCUGUGCCAGAAAAACUUGAACAUAUUGAACAACAUGUGAAGGGCUUCUUCCAGAGCCUCCCCAGGGUUCCAAUUAUCUGUAUAAGCAUGCUUGGAGGUGAUUAUGUGAACCUCCUUGGAGAAUCAUCUGUUCUACCAUCUAGUUGCCCUGCAUGGAUGUUGCUAUCAAGAUUGGAUGCAUUUAGUGAACCAGUUGUCAUGCUUCUUCCUGUAGACAUUCUGGAAGAUAUUCAACUUGAAGAUACUAACUCUGACAAAAGAUUAAUCUGCACAAACAUGGGAUCAGGCAGGGAUUGGCAGUGCCCUUGGAAUUACACUAUUGUAGAUCAUGUUGCUCCAUCUUUUAAACUUCUUUUGGAAGAAAACUUCUUAUCAGUAUCUAGCACAACCCUUACACCAGCUAAUGCACAAAUGAGCAAUGUUGGGUGGUGGUUGCUGAGGACAAGGCUCAACAGUUGCCUCAAUAAGUUGCUGAAAAGCAUGGAAGAAUCAUGGUUGGGACCCUGGAGGUGCUUGCUUUUGGGUCAGCAUUCUGACCCUGAAUAUUUGGAUAUAACAGUUUCCAAAUUAAUCAGAGAUCUGAAAUCACAGUUCAAGUUUGAAGUAAAUGUUAGCCUCAUUAGAGCAAUCCUUGGUGGUGCAAAGUCUGUAGAUGAUGCAGAAGCAUGUAUUUCUCAGCUGCUACUUUACAAAGGCUACUUUGGCAGGGGAGCUUGUUGUGGGGAGGAAAGAUUUGGGGCCCUUUCGGCUGCAUGCCAUUCUGGAAUUGAAAGUGUGUCUGAGUUGGUUCACAGUUUAAUACAGGAAGCAACUAAAAAACAAGAAGAACGAAUUCACAGAGAUCCAAUAAUUUUAGUUCUGGAUUCUGAUUUGCAGAUGCUCCCUUGGGAAAAUCUACCAAUAUUAAGGAGUCAGGAGGUUUAUCGCAUGCUUUCUGUUGGGUCUAUCCUUUCAGUGCUUAACAGAUGCUGUUCCGUUCACAAGUUGGAUAAGGACUUUAGUGCUGUCCUUCCAGCUGUUGACCCUUUCAACACUUACUACUUGUUGAACCCUAGUGGAGAUCUUGACAGCACGCAGGCGGAAUUUGAACAGUGGUUCAGAGACCAGAAGUGGGAGGGAAUAGCUGGAAAUGUUCCAACAACUGAAGAAUUAGUUUUGGCAUUGCAAAAUCAUGAGCUGUUUCUAUACUUUGGCCAUGGAAGUGGAACACAAUAUAUCUCAGUACAUGAAAUUCAGAAAUUGGAUCGUUGUGCAGCCUCUCUUCUUAUGGGCUGUAGUAGUGGAUCCCUCGUGCACAAUGGGUGUUAUGCUCCUCAAGGAGUCCCUAUUUCCUAUUUGUUUGCUGGUUCUCCUGCUGUCAUUGCAAAUCUUUGGGAUGUAACGGAUAAGGAUAUUGACCGGUUUGGCAGGGCCAUUCUUGAUUCAUGGCUGCAAGAAGAAUCUGCUGCCCUCGACAAUUGUACUAGGUGCGACCAAUUAGUUAGACAUUUUGGAUGCAUGGGCAUAGAUGGUGAGGGAAAUGAUACCAUUUUAAAGACUAGAAAAAGAACAUACAGAGGAAAGAAGUUGCAACAAUCGAGUGAAAGCAAUAAAUGCAAGGGUUAUGGAAGAAGAAAGAUGAUAGCAUCAUUCAUGAGCCAAGCACGAGAUGCUUGCAAACUCCCCCUACUUAUUGGAGCAUCUCCUGUUUGUUAUGGUGUACCUACAAUUAUAAGUAGGAAAUCAUAAUGAUAGACUCCCUCCAAGUAAGAUUAUCCUCAUAUUAAGAGUUUCCAAGGAGCUUAUACCUCCCUUGUACAACGAAGUGUACCCAGAAUGCAAAGUCAUCUGAUUAGAGAUGGCUAUAAUUUUACAUUCAUCUUGCUUGUGAGUUUUUCUUUGUUGCACAUGGAGAGUGGUGCCCUCUGAUUCAGAUUUUGGCUGCCUACAAAUUGUGGCAACACGGCUGUGGUCCAAACAUUCCUGGAUGGAAGGAUAAGGUUUGCAUGCCAUAUUCCAACCACGCCAUCCUUUGUAAAUUUCUGGCACCCAUCAGUGAUCUUCCUAAGCAGACCUUGGCUUAUGCAGUUUGCAUUCGGGAGGUGUAGGCCAGAUGAUGUGCAUUAGAUUGUGUGCUCUGUUUGAUUGUGGUUCACCUGUGCUUGCUGGAUGCCUGGUGUGGUGCCUCAAUAUUUCAACGUGCAUGACUCUGUACUAAAGUGAGUGCAUAAAUUAUCCAUGAUUGCUUAGUACUUGGUGCUGUGGCAACCUUUUCUAGGUUUGUUGGUUUGCCACGUGCUUUCAUGGAACCAAUACAUCACUUAUCCAGAGCAAUGUAGAAUGCACUACUCGGACAAUCCACUCACUGUAAAUUUUGUUCAUAUCCUAGAUUUCACUUUGUUUAUUCUGUUUAUUGUCA
Messenger RNA from Phoenix dactylifera (date palm), 6726 nucleotides. The record is from RefSeq and is a predicted model, not a curated record. Lineage: Eukaryota; Viridiplantae; Streptophyta; Magnoliopsida; Arecales; Arecaceae.